CCAGCCUGGGAUGCGACCGGUUGGUUGGGUAUCUCCAAACACAUGGGACAGCAGAAGAAAGAGCAGUUUUGCCUGCAAUCGCGAUGACCUACUGGACCUGACCAAAGAAACUCAAGGAUACUCAAGGACAUGGUCUCAACCUUCAGACCGAGUAGGUACCUCAAGUUCUAAUGGUGUUGUCCGGGACUGUACAGCUUCUGUAUGUACCGUAAGGUUUGCAGAGGAACCCUGUACCCCCUGCAUGCAGAAGAAACACGGACAAGGAUCCAAAGUUCAUGUGUGUCGGUAUAGAAAGUCCUACAUAGAGGCACAGGAGAAACCAAGUAACCCUAAAGAAAUCCCUGAACUUCCUCUUCAUCUUCCUGAUUCUAGAACUCUUAACAAACCUGCUCUGGAAACUCCAACUGGUUGUGACUCCUUGGAGAAAUGUCAGCAAAGCAACAGCAUUGGUAACUGCUCAUGUGAAGGGUAUAGGCAGUGGAUCCAGAACAUUUCUCAGGACAGGACAGAUAGCAGUAAAGGAAAACUCAGUUUUAUCCCACCUGUGGUUGGGACUUCCGAAAAAUGUCACAUUGUUGUCCAAGGACAAACAAACGAUAGAGAUAGCAACAGCUACAUAGAAAUGAUUCCAAGGCUUCAUGUGGUGCCAGGGAAGAAGACCACAGCUUUUAGACUUGUGUCUCCAAAGAUUAACAGAAGAAGACUACCAAAGCAAGAUGGCCCUAAGGACCUGAAAACUCCCCCUGCUGUUAUUGGACCACGGAUAAAUAUUUUAGACACCUCAGACACAACUAUGUUAAACACACAAACUGAAACAAAGAAGCAACCGCCCAUAUCAUCUACACCUUCUUCACUUAAAGCAGAUGGCCUCUUUCACUCAGGACUGUGUCUAACAGGUGGUCAGGAUCGGUCAGGCAGGGCAGUUCUGGAGAUUUAUGGAGAUCACCAGGUCUGGGGUUCUGCUCUUAUUUCCAGCCAGGAGCUCUGCAAACUACUUCUGUAUCUCCAUACCAUCACCAGGAAAGAUAUCAAAGAUCUUGGGAUGACGGUUGUGCUUGAUGCACGGAAGAAACCGGUUCACCCAGAGUUCACCAAAGCUCUCCUGAUGGUGCAGGAACUCAACCCUCACAUUGUGCACUGGGGCCUAAUGCUAGUUAAUAAGGACUGCAGCUACAGCCAUGAGAAAAGUCCUGAUAUAACGAUGGAAAUUGUGACCUCAUUCAAGGCUCUUUAUAAAAUAGUGGACGCCAGUCAGUUGACUGCAGCCCUACAGGGGUCAUUACCUUACGAUCAUGCUGACUGGCUACAAAUCCAUCAGAAACUCUAUCCGUUUGUAUCAGACCUGCAAGAUGCCUCAGCCCUGCUAUCAGGAGCUAUAAAGAAACUGGAAGGUGUUCAUAAAAUCGACACAGUGCAGGAUGUCCAGCAGUGCAUUAUAGAACAGAAAGCCCUGAUGAAGGAUGUGCUGGAAGACACCGGAUUGGUGGCCUUGCAAAGAGGAGGUGGAGCCAUGUUGGCGAGGCUGAGAUGGGAAACUGAUGUGAGGUCACCGCAUUGUGAGCAGAGCUGUGAGGUGAUAGAUACAGUGACUGAUGUGUGCAAUGCACUACAGGAGCAGGUGCAUGUGCUGGCCAGGAAGUCCAACAUGUCCCUGCAGCACCUGGACCUCCUGUUACAUCUCCGAGAACUGGAGUCCAGAUUCACUGAGAUUAAAGAAUGGUUUGAUACAGAAGGAGAGAGGCGGAUCCAGCAGGCUGAAUCUGUGGACGACACCAGUGAAGGAAUCCAGCAAACACUGCACAGCUUCAAAGCUUUUCUUGCAGAAGCAAAUGAGCGAAAGCAUCAGGCGAUGAUGUUGGUGUCCGAAGCAGAGAGUGUGCAGGGGCCGAACUGUCCCGAGACAGAAGUGUUCUACAGAAUGGUGUCCAUCUUUAAAUCCAGUCUGAGUGACUUCCUGUUGCGAGCAGAAAGGUGCUGUGAUGAUCUUGGGACUAUGGUGUACAUCUGCCACUUUUGUGAAAGGGCUUCAGCUAUGGCCAGUGACUGCAGACAGUUUUUGGAACAGGACCAGUUUUGCUGCUCCCUGGAUCAAGAGAGUUGUCUGUGGCUCCAAGCUUACCUGCAGAGAUUAGAUGAGUUUUCACCUGAGCACUUCCAGGAUGUGAGAGUGCAGGCAUGUUCUCUGUCCAACUCCGGGGCGCUGCAGGUCUGGAACGCCGCCUGGCUGCACUAUCAGGAGGUCAGACAACAUCUGAAGGAGAGACUGAUGUUCCUAGAAGAAGCUCUGCAGGUUUCCCUUACAGUCACACCUGUUGGACAUCACUCUGAUUGGCUGGAGAUGAUUCCAGGUGAGGAGACAGUGCCUGGGAGUGAAUUAGCAGAACCUGGACAACAUGAGGAGGACCAACCAGUGUUUGUGUCUGAGCAGUCGGAGAGCAGGGCGAGUCAAGCAAGAGAUAGUAUCCACAGUACUGUGAGCUGCUUCAACUUCAGGCUGGACCACAAAAGCAGGAGAACGUCCAAAACUUCACACAAGGCAAAGGAAACUCCGGCAGAAUGCACCAAGAAAGGCAAACAUGUUAGAAAAGAAGCCCACGACCAGAAACCCAUUGAGUUGCAGGGUACCACUGGCUGUCAAUGGUUACCAUGGCAACAUGCAGGGUGCAAAAAUAUCAGCAAGGGUUCUAGCGGUUCUGAACAUGAACCAAUAUACUCGCAGAACCAGCAUCAGGUCGCCCAGCAGUACCAGAACUCUCAAAUUGGCAGCUUUUGCUCUGACAUGCCCCACGGUGAGACGGAGGGCGCUAGAGAUGUCACUCUGUUUGGAGAAAGUUGGAGAACUGAUGGAGAAAAAGCUGCAUCCACCCCUGAGUGCCCAAGCAGAACUAUUAGGAAGCUUCAUCGUGUCAUGGAGGAGCUCUUGAUGACGGAGGUGGAGUAUGUGCGCUCUCUGGCCUACAUCCUGACUCACUACUUCCCCCUGCUGACCAGAGCCGACGUGCCUCAGGAUCUGCGCGGUCAGCACGGCCGGAUCUUUGGUAACCUGGAGAAACUGUAUGACUUUCACGGGCAACACUUCCAGCGAGAACUAGAGUUGUGUCUGGCAGAGCCGUUGAGAGUCGGGCGCUGUUUCCUAAAACACAGAGAGAGUUUUGGACUCUACGCCCUUUACAGCCAGAACAAACCCCAGUCAGAUGCCCUCAUCCAACAUCAUAUAUACUUCAAGCGUAAACAGAUGGAGUUGGGUGAUAGUAUGGAUUUGUCCUCCUACCUGUUGAAACCUGUCCAGAGGAUCAGUAAAUACAGUCUGCUGCUACAGGAGAUUCUGGAAAACUGCGUGGCGGAGCAGAGCGGAGAUCGAGAGGAGAUCCAGACCGCUUUAGAGGUCGUCCGAUUUCAGCUACAACACGGGAACGACCUGCUCACCAUGGAUGCCAUCCGGGACUGUGAUCUAAACCUGAAUGAGCAGGGCCAUCUUAUCCGUCAAGACGAGUUUUGGAUUAUUUUCCGUAAGAAACGGUCGCUGCGGCGAGUUUUUCUCUUUCAAGACGUCAUCCUUUUUACCAAGACCAAAAAAAACGACCGUGAAGAUGAUGUGUACGUUUACAAACUGUCUAUCAAGACUUGUGAGAUCGGAAUGACCCACUCCAGCGGCCAGACCGGUCUGUGUUUUGAGAUCUGGUUUAGGAGGAGACGAUCUCAGGACACCUACAUCUUACAGGCAGAGACACGCAACGUCAAGGAGGCCUGGACUAGAGACCUGGAACAAAUAUUGUGGGAACAAGCGCUGAAGAGCAGAGAAUUGAGAAGACAAGAGAGAUCGUUUAUGGGAAUGGGUUGGAAACCUUUUGUAGACAUUCAGCCCAGUAACGCAGCCAUCAAUGAAAAUGCUGUGAAUGGUGACAAUACAGUAAGAGAAAAUGUAGGAUUACUGAAAAUGGCAAAUCCUCUUGUGUCUGGCCUUCAAAGAGGCAUGGUAUUGCCAAGGCCAGAUUCGAUUGGCUCUGGCAGCAGUACGUCAACCGUAGGCAGCCACUCGUCAUCCUCGUCUGGGCGAGGCUCCAUGUCACCCAACACUUACCUCGGAAAACACGCAGAUAUUACAGAGUUGUCUGUUGCUCUAUAUAGCUGUGUGGAUCCUAAUUGCCCCGCAGGAAGGAACGCAUCUGUAUCUUCAUUGGUUCUCUCCAGACCUUCAGUUCCUGCAGCGUGUCAAACAUCUCCAGCUCAUGGUCUGCAGGACAGCUCACCUGCUCUCUCCAGAAAAAAUCUCUCACCUGGGUUCAAUCCACAAACUGAUGCUCGCAGCCCUCUCAAGGUUAAGCAAAUGCAUUAUACCAACAGCUCUGUUUUAAAACCUAGUGAGAUACCUACCUAGACAGCAUUUUCAGGCAUCAUAGGUGUUCUUCAGACGCAAGACUUAGUUACCUUAUUUUGACUAUAAUCUAUGGCAGCAUCAUAUACUGUAUCUCUGGGCAGCUGUGGCUCAGGUGGUAGAGCGGGUUGGCCACUAAUCACAGGGUUGGUGGUUCGAAUCCCGGCCCACACAACUCCACAUGCCGAAGUGUCCUUGGGCAAGACACUGAACCCCAAGUUGCUCCCAAUGGCAGGCUAGCACCUUGCAUGGCAGCUCUGCGGCCAUUGGUGUGUGAGUGUGUGAAUGGGUGAAUGAGUCACAGUGUAAAGCGCUUUGAAUACCGUUAAGGUUAAAAAGGCGCUAUAUAAUUGCAGACCAUUUACGAUUAUCUCCUGCAUGGAUAAGUCAAGCUCACCAACUCAGUGACAUAUUCCAUUGAAGAUCACAGAUGGAGUCAAGGAAAAUUAUAGUUCUGUCAGGUCACGUGAGUAAAGCUCACAACCAGCUGACGCUCAGCUGAUCAUGACGUCUAACAAUACAACUCAGACGCUUAUCAGAGUUGGUUGCAAUCUAUAUCCACUUUUCCACCAUCAAGCUGAACUUGUGUUGCAAAACUGUGCCAUUCUGUGCUGAUCUGGGCCAGCUGGCACGGUUGCCUUUUUCCACUUUUUCCACUGUAGUGCUUAAAUGUUGAGUGGUGGUGGUGGCGUAGUGGGCUAUAGCACAUAACUGGUAAUCAGAAGGUUGCUGGUUUAAUCCCUACAGCCACCACCAUUGUGUCCUUGAGUAAGACACUUAACUCCAGGUUGCUCCAGGGGGAUUGUCCCUGUAAUAAGUGCUCUGUAAGUCGCUUUGGAUAAAAGCGUCUGCCAAAUGCAUACAAAUUUUAAUAUUUAUAAAUAUAAAUAAAAAAAUUAAAUAUGUUUGGCAUGAGAGGUAAACAUUGAAGCGAUUGCGCUAUGGAGAAUGAUCGCAUAUUCCAGGUUUUAGGAAUGUUUUUCUCCUAGUUAUUAUCUAUUGACAAAAUAUUAUAUGAGUUACAUAAUUAGGGAAGUUCCGAUGUAUCAUCUGAGAUUUAUUGUUUAACUGUUUACCAAAUUAAAACCAUCUUCAUUUCAGUUAUAAGCAUGAAAACUAUUAAAAUCUCAAUAUUGCCUGGCAUGACUACUACAUUUUAAAAGGCUUCGUUUCUGCAGUCAGCGCUGUGUGAGCAAGUGGCGCCCUCUAGCGGUCUGGAUGCAUUAUCCAUUAUCCCACUAUAAUACAGAAUUUAACAGGGGUUUUGUUCCUUUGGUUUAAACUUUUUAUUUUUCUAUAAUGUGGUUGACAUUUCCGUUUCAUAGUAAUGUGCUAUCAUAUACAGUACAUACAGGGCUGGACUGGUAAUCCGACACACUUUGGGGGCGAUCAGGGGAGGACUGGCCAUAGGGAGAACCGAGGGGUCCGUGGGUUGGCCGCGAAACGGGCCAAAUGGGCUGCGUUAAACUAAAAUGAGCCGGUGCGAUAUGCAGAAAAGGACAGCGA
Molecule: messenger RNA, 5881 nt
Organism: Xyrauchen texanus (razorback sucker)
Lineage: Eukaryota; Metazoa; Chordata; Actinopteri; Cypriniformes; Catostomidae
Exons: 20
Coding region: 11-4378 (1455 amino acids)
Molecular function (GO): guanyl-nucleotide exchange factor activity
Source: RefSeq, a predicted model, not a curated record